Messenger RNA from Parastagonospora nodorum SN15, 870 nucleotides. RefSeq lists its product as hypothetical. Gene Ontology annotation, biological process: dolichol-linked oligosaccharide biosynthetic process. The transcript has a single exon. Lineage: Eukaryota; Fungi; Ascomycota; Dothideomycetes; Pleosporales; Phaeosphaeriaceae. The record is from RefSeq and is a predicted model, not a curated record. Gene Ontology annotation, cellular component: UDP-N-acetylglucosamine transferase complex. The coding region runs from base 1 to 870 and encodes 289 amino acids.
AUGCCACCCCCACCCACAUCCCUCUACACACUCUCCCUCGCUCUCGCCCUCCUCCUCACCCUCCUCGUCGCCGGCACCCUACGCCUCCUCGCCAUCCUACCCCCGCGCACACGUACACAAUGGCGCAAACGCCCCGUCGCAACACGCGUGCUCAUUGUGCUCGGCUCCGGCGGCCACACGCACGAAAUGUUCUACCUGCUGCGCGAUCUGGACACGAGCAAAUACACGCACCGGACAUAUGUGGUGAGCAGCGGGGACGCUUUUAGUGCGCAGCGGGCGGUGGAGUUUGAGAGGGGGUUGGAAGAGAAGGAAAAGGAAAAGGAAAAGGAAAAGAGACUUGGAGCACUGAGACAACAAGACGCGGCUAUACCGAGCGUCUCACUAAACGGCAAGAAAGUGGGCAAAGAUGAGGGGAGAAAGUGCACGGGUCCGGAACAUUAUAAUGUUGCGGUGAUACCGCGCGCGAGACGGAUUCAUCAAUCUCUCCUCUCAACCCCGUUUUCCGCGAUGCGCACGCUUCUGUCUAGCAUACCCAUCCUCCUGUCGUCCCCGCCUCUCCUCCCCAAUAAGCCGCCGAGCACACCAUACGAAUCCGCUGCGCAAGACCUGCCAGAUCUGAUCAUCACCAACGGCCCUGCGACGGGCGUCAUCGUCAUACUCGGCUCGCUGAUCCUGCGGUUUUUCAAUUUCAGAAGCGCGAAUAGUAGGGGCAAGUGCAAGACGAUCUACGCGGAGAGCUUUGCCAGGGUCAAAGGGCUGAGUCUGAGUGGGAAGCUGUUGAGUCGGGUUGUGGAUCGGUUUUUGGUGCAGUGGGAGGAGUUGGAGGGGAGUGGUGGGGGGAGGGGGGAGUUUUGGGGGGUGCUGGUCUGA